Peniophora sp. CBMAI 1063 is the source of this 1602-nucleotide messenger RNA. NCBI's taxonomy places the organism in Eukaryota, Fungi, Basidiomycota, Agaricomycetes, Russulales, Peniophoraceae. The record is from the annotation of a GenBank genome assembly.
AUGUCGGCGGCUUCCCCCGUGUCGGCUCAACCCGCAGUACCGUCAUCGCUUCUGUGGGCGCACAUUCUCCAGCGCCCGCGACCGCCAACGGCCCCACCUCCUCGUGCGGACUUGACGCCGGCGGACAAGGCCAAGGCGGCGACGCGCAUCCUCCUACACGACACCCAGUCCCGGCUCGAAACAUUCGCCAAGACAGCAGAGGGUCUACUGAACGAGACAAGGCGAGCACGCGUGGAGGUCGAGCGAGUGCGCGAGGAGUGCGCGGGCGCUGGGGAGAAGACGGUGGACGAGGUCGUCGGUGCCGUGAAUCGCGCACAAGGGCUCAUCACGAAAGCUGUAGGAGAGCCGGCGCAGGCGAAGAGCGUCGAGACGCUGGCCGCGAACGUUGCCGGGCUGGGCAAGCUCGUCGACGCGCAGACGCACAUCCUCACCGCCAUUCAGUCCUCAAUAAGCAUAAUUGUGGAGCAGCAUGCCCGAGCACAAGACCGGCACGCGCAGACGCUGGCUACCCUCGCGCCGUUGCUCGCUCUGCCCGCCGCCGUUGACGCGCUCUCCCUUCGCCUGGACAGGGUGUCGUCGAUGCACCACAACUCUUCCCCGCGCAGCGCUACAUCGAGCGAUCAUCCGAGCUCGUCUGUCGGUGCCAACUCGUCCUCAUCACCCAAACGCGCGCACCACCUUGUGGAUCCCGCUGCCCUGAGCCCCGCCAAGCGACGCAAGCUCGACGGCGCGUCGUCCGCGCGCACGUCUUCCAAUGCUUCUUCGACCACUCGACGCGACGUCGAUGCCAUCUUCCCGCUUCCGCCCUCUGCUCAGCGCCCGCGCAGCCGACACAGCUCCGUCGCAUCAAUGCGCGCGCAUACAAGCACCGCAUCCUCCAAACCUGCCCACCACAUGACGACUACCUCAUCCGCUCACGCGCGCACAAACUCUUCUUCUUCGGCCCGCGCGCAUAUAGUCGUAUCGUCUGGCUUACCCUCGACGUCGGCCAUGUUUGAGACACCGCAGCGCAAUCGCCCGCCGGCGCUUCUGCCCCCCAGUUCAACGAUGCGGGCGCCUAACUCGGCAAUUCGUCCUCCCGGCUCGGCUGCACGGGCGCUUCCGUCCACCUCCCUCGUGCUCUCCGCGUCUAGACCGCCACGCGCGGCCUCGUUCCUCACACCCUCAAGCCCACCACAAGCCCGCGCCUCGAGCCCGCUGGCGCAUACAGCCCAACGAGCGCCCACGCCUCUUGUCGCGACUUUUUCGACCGCGCCGCUACCCCCCAAGACGCUGCCGACUGUCCGGAUCACUCCUCGCCGUGGACUCACGGGCCCGGGUAUGCCUCCUCCGCCGCGCCAGUCGACGCCCAAGCCGCCCUCAUCCCCGAUCGACCCUCUCCACGGCGCGAUUUCUCCGCCUCGCUCAACGGCCGUCCCUCGUGAAGCCGUGCAGGCUGCGCUCGAGAUGGGACCGUCGACGUCUUCCAACCUGUCUAUCUUGAUCGGCAAGGAUGGGGGUGAAGAGGACGAAGAGCCGUUGAUGCUUCUUGGGUCGCCUGUAAGGCCCCAGGACGGGAGGAGGUGGAUUGAUGUUGGGGAUAGUGAGGACGAGGAGGGAUGA